This is a messenger RNA of Cottoperca gobio, 3763 nucleotides long. It is a transcript of the gene gmppb, whose product is annotated as GDP-mannose pyrophosphorylase B. Gene Ontology annotation, biological process: GDP-mannose biosynthetic process. The record is from RefSeq and is a predicted model, not a curated record. Gene Ontology annotation, molecular function: mannose-1-phosphate guanylyltransferase (GTP) activity; GTP binding. Bases 33 to 950 code for a protein of 305 amino acids. The transcript has 8 exons. Lineage: Eukaryota; Metazoa; Chordata; Actinopteri; Perciformes; Bovichtidae.
GGGUGGACCAUGUGAUUUUGGCAGUGAGCUACAUGUCGGAGCUGCUGGACAGAGAGAUGAGAAUCCAGGAGGAGAGACUUGGGAUUCGUAUCUCUCUGUCUCACGAGAAGGAGCCUCUGGGCACCGCCGGCCCGCUGGCGUUGGCUCGAGAGCUGCUGAACGUCGACAACGAGUCGUUCUUCGUCCUCAACUCGGACGUCAUCUGUGAUUUCCCGUUCAAAGACCUGCUGCAGUUCCACCACAACCACGGCAAGGAGGGAACCAUCGUGGUAACGCGGGUGGAGGAGCCCUCAAAGUACGGCGUGGUGAUGUUUGAUGCGGACAGCGGCAGGAUACAUCGCUUCGUCGAAAAACCGCAGGUCUUCGUCUCCAACAAGAUCAACGCCGGCAUCUACAUCUUCAAUCCCAGCAUGCUCAGCAGGAUCCAGCUGAGACCAACAUCCAUAGAGAAAGAGAUAUUUCCUGUGAUGGCAGAGGAGGGGCAGCUGUACACGAUGAAGCUACAGGGUUUCUGGAUGGACAUCGGUCAGCCGAAAGACUUCCUGACAGGGAUGUGUAUGUACCUUCAGUCGCUACGACAACACGCUCCCGAGAGGCUACGCACGGGACCCGGUUUCCUUGGCAACGUUCUGGUGGACCCGACCGCGCAGAUCGGGGAGAACUGCACCAUCGGCCCGAACGUCACCAUCGGCGCCGGCGUGGUGGUGGAGGACGGCGUGAGGAUAAAACGCUGCACGGUGCUGAAGGGAGCGCGGGUUCGAUCGCACUCCUGGCUGGAGAGCUGCAUCGUGGGGUGGAGCUCCUCCGUCGGCCAGUGGGUUCGUAUGGAGAACGUGACGGUGUUGGGAGAGGAUGUGAUCGUGAACGACGAGCUUUACUUGAACGGAGCCAACGUGCUGCCUCACAAAUCCAUCAACGAGUCGGUGCCGGAGCCGCGGAUCAUCAUGUAGCAGCGGGCGGAGGAGAGAAGCCUUUUUAUACGAACUCCACUGGACGCCCAGACUGUGCCAGAGAGAGAGGAGGGACGGACAGACGGCUGGAGGGAAGAAGAAGAAGAAGAAGAAGAAGAAGAAGAAGAAGUUUUUCUUUUAUAUUUAGUAUUAAUUUGGACUUUUUUUUGUCGCCCUGUUCGGCUGCACUGUCAAUGAUCAGUCACUAAGCAGCCUUCCCCGUCAGGAAGGUUAAUACUUGUUCUUUAAGGGCUGCAGGUAAAACGUCAAACGGUAACGUCCUGGAUGUGGCGGAGGGUAAAUGUUUUGGGUAAUGACGAGUUCACACCAAAUGCAAAGCCAAUUCUCUGCUCCCCUUAUUCCCUCCUCUGGUUCACGACAGCGCUGGACCCCAAAGUAAACAGAUGUUGCUCUGAUUUAAUUGAUCACACCGCAUGAAGAAUUUGCUUCGCGUUUGGUGUGAAACAGGAGGGAGGGGGGCCGAUACAGGCUGGUUGUCUGUCAGAUGGCGGAGGGACUAAUGUGAAGUGUAUUCAGGGGGGAGCGGGUUAGAGAGCGAUAUGCACAGGUUUUGAUUCACUAUGCAUUUAGUCCUGGACAGCGAACAGGCACUGAAGGAUCAUAAUUUAUGCUUUUCUGCUGUUGCAACUGGAAUCAUAACGGACGCUGAGAUUUCUAAAUGCAGUAUGAGUUCUAGUUAGUCAAUGAUUAUAGUUCUGAUUAUUUGAAGUGGGUUGUAUGAGGUAUCCGUAGUCAGUGUAUUACCUACAGUAGAUGGCGGUCGGCACGCCCCCGGUUUGGAGAAACCGACAGAUGUACCAGCACAGCAGUAAAGCAAUGUGCAGCAAACAUAUUUUAGUCAUACUAACCAUAUUUCCAGUGCUUUAGUUGCUGUCAGCCCUUUCCGACAGGGAAAUGAAGCCGCAACCAGACUCCUUUGACAAAAACAGUCAUUUUACCUCUCAGAACACGGGAGUUGCUGUUCUCCCGCCUCCUCGAUCGGUUAGUUUAUUUGUGUUAUUGUUUGCCUUUGGUGUUUUAAAGGGUUAGUUCGGAUUCACCAAAGUCACACAAUAACAAACUAACUAACCAAUCAAGGCCAGCGGGAGACCAGCCAUGUCCAUGUUCUGCCAGGUAAAAUAUCUGUUUUUGUCAAUGGAGUCUGGUGGCUUUGAAUAGAGCGUCGAUAACUGCUUCAGUUCCCCGUCGGAAAGGGCUCUCUGCAGGCAAGGUAAGGCGGUGAAAAUAUUCUAAAUAAACUGACUUCAGGUGGCAAAGAUACGUUUUGCCGAUGCCCACAUCCACAGCAGUAGAUUGCACAUCCAGCAGACACGGAGGAACAUCAUUAUCCAAUUGUUAUGUUUGUGUCCACUUGAUGAAUGUAAUUAGAUACAUUUUUAUAUAAAGAUACUGAUGAGUGCAGAUAUAAAGUGGAUGUCUCGUUGCCUUGGGACAGGUUUGUCUGAUCUUUGUUGUUAUCAUGAAAACUGUGCUUCAAUACCAAACUGGUGACCGCUCUGUACAAAGUGAACAACAUGUAGCACGUUUUCUUUACAACAAACUGCAGUUUAUCAAGUGUGUUUCCAGAUAUCAGUCAGGCUGCAUCUUUAAAAUAACAUCAACUUAAGGUGAAUCUCUAUUCUGGUUCAUUCUGAUCUGACUGCCCAAAAAUAUCUUAUGAGAAGCUCGUUAAAUCCCAGUCUUUAACUUGAUGAAUGUUCUUCAAGUGAGGCUAAAAAUGUAAAGUUUGUCCCAAAGGUGGCGCUAGAGUUAAGGUCAAGUUGUUCCCUGACUCUAAAGUAUUUGUACGGUGGCCACUUUAGGACAUUUCAGACUCAGUUAGCUGCAGUUUGCAUGUUAACGUGCUAAUGUUCGCAUGUUUCCGGCCUCCACCAGAUCCAAGAGUUCAUAUAACACUAUGUCCACACAGCUUUCCUAAAGCAAUACUUCAAACUGUGCAUUAAAUACAUGAAUGGAAACACGGCUCCAGCUGCUGCUCUGCGCACUAGGAGCCUGCACACCUGGGGGGUAGAACUUCCUGCUACCUCUUUGUGGUUGAAGCUCUUCAUUAAAAGGCGAUUGAAUGAAUUUCUGAACCACAUUUCAUUUGCUAAAACUAAAGUAUAUUAAUGACCAUGAAGUGUCUCCUCACGCUCACAUGAGGGGAAUCGAUGAACCCUCCUGACUUUGUCAUCCAGGGUUGUAACGCUGCGAGAGUCUCACAGUACAAUAACUGUGAAGGUGUCACGGUAUUACACCAUUCUAAAUGCUAUUUGUAUUUUAUCAUUUUCAAUCACCCCCAAAGGAAUGAGAACAGAUUUAUAAACCUGAUUAAAAUAAGUGAGCGUGUAUCUAUAAUGUUUUAUGAAUUGUAAAGCCCUUUAAGCCUCAUUCAUUAAUAUAAUUCACUAAAGCAUGUUAGUUUACAUGUUAGCAGCACUAAUACAUCUCUGCUAGAUAAUAAAAUAACAUCAGCUGUGAGUUUUAAAAUAAUGUCCGAGUAUUAUUAACUUAUCCUGUAGGUGCUGCUGUCUGCACCUUUAACUCACACACACUCAAUAUACCGCCGUGUACCGUUACAACCCUGGUGUCAUCCUCAAAGCUAGGUUUGAAUGUUAAACAAUAGCCUCCUGAUAUUAAAAUAAAGGUUUCUGGAGCUCGUCGUCGACACGACACUUUGUGAGUCCAGAGCCUCAGACCUGAGCUCUGGGGUUUCUUGUUGUGUUCGUGAUGAACGGUGUUUAGGACACUGAACAUGUAAAGACUUUGUCUCAAUGGAUGAAGUCAACUCUUGUAAUGAAGUCUUUUUUAAA